AGCAGAAACAUAACUAAAAAUGGCUUUCAUGCGUGCUCCAAAGGGCCAAGCCCGGUACCGUGACCCACAAACUUUCGAAAUGAGUCCUGCCUUGUUGAGAGUGCGUGCUCCUUUCUUCUGGAGAAACACUAUUGGUCUUCUCCUUGUCACCGCUGUCCCUGCUGCCGUGUAUGCGUACACCUGGAAGUCCUUGACCAAGGACGAUUUCGGUGACAUUCCUAUUCCACCUAUCUCUGAUUCCGAGUUGGCUCAGUUGAGAAAGGAGUACGAAGCAAAGAAGAAGAGUGGAAAUGUAUAAAAAAAUAAUUCAACAAUAUGUAAAUAGUAUGAA
Molecule: messenger RNA, 331 nt
Organism: [Candida] anglica
Lineage: Eukaryota; Fungi; Ascomycota; Pichiomycetes; Serinales; Debaryomycetaceae
Source: the annotation of a GenBank genome assembly